Thamnophis elegans (Western terrestrial garter snake) is the source of this 948-nucleotide messenger RNA. RefSeq names its product olfactory receptor 6M1-like. The coding region runs from base 1 to 948 and encodes 315 amino acids. Gene Ontology annotation, molecular function: G protein-coupled receptor activity; olfactory receptor activity. The transcript has a single exon. NCBI's taxonomy places the organism in Eukaryota, Metazoa, Chordata, Lepidosauria, Squamata, Natricidae. Gene Ontology annotation, cellular component: membrane. The record is from RefSeq and is a predicted model, not a curated record. Gene Ontology annotation, biological process: G protein-coupled receptor signaling pathway.
AUGAGAUCUAGGAAUCAGAACAGCACAACACAAGUAACUGAGUUUAUCCUAAUUGGCUUCCAGCUUUCCAGGCCAUCAGAACUCCUUCUUUUUUCAGUGUUUUUACUUGUAUUUCUUGUUACCAUCGCUGAAAACCUCACCAUCAUCGUCCUGGUAUGCAUGGACCAACGCCUCCAGACCCCCAUGUACUUCUUCCUAUGCAAACUGUCUUGUUUUGAGAUCUUCAUUCUACUGAAUAUCAUCCCCAAGAUGCUGGUGAACUUGCUUUUCUCACACAAGUCUAUCUCUUUCUGGGCAUGCGUCACUCAAUGCUAUUCUUAUUUCUUCUUUGGUUCCUGUGAAAUCAUCAUCAUUUCAGUAAUGGCCAUUGACCGCUACAUUGCUAUCUGCCAUCCUCUGCGCUACAUCAUCAUCAUGAAUGGACGUGUGUGUGUGAGUCUUGUUUUCGGUUGCUGGAUUGGUGCUUUUUUUAGUACUUUUGGGCCAAUUGCUCUCCUGGGCCAACUGUCCUUCUGCAGCUCUAAUGUUAUCGAUCAUUUCUUCUGCGACUAUGCUCCACUGAUCAAGCUUUCUUGCAAUGACGUAGAUGCUCUCCUGAAUCUGGAAUCUGGCCUCACUGCUCUGAUGUUUCUCAGCUCUUUGAGUGUAACUUUUUUCUCUUACCUCUACAUAAUUGUGACUAUCUUGAGGAUGCAGAGCAGCGGCAGUCAAAGGAAGACAUUUUCAACCUGUGCCUCUCACAUCACAGUGGCUUCCAUCAUCUACAGCAGCUCCAUCUUCAUGUACUCUUUGCCCAGCAAAGGUCGGUCACCGGAUGCGCAGAAAGCUGCGGCAAUUCUUACUGCUGUGGUUACUCCAUUACUGAAUCCAUUUAUUUACAGUCUAAGGAAUGAGAAAGUCAAGGAUGCCUUCCGAGACUGUUUGAAGAGACCCAAACAUAUUUUGUGA